Molecule: messenger RNA, 698 nt
Organism: Blepharisma stoltei
Lineage: Eukaryota; Ciliophora; Heterotrichea; Heterotrichida; Blepharismidae
Source: the annotation of a GenBank genome assembly
AUGAACCAAUGGAAAGCAGAAUUGAUAGGAUGUACAAAUGCAUUUCCAACUUGCUGGGUUGUGUUUCCUGGUAAUUGGAUCGGAUCAGCAUUUUUGCAAGGAUUGACAAUAUAUGAAAUGAAUGAAGGCAACGGAGGUAUAAAAGAAUGCUUAUUAGGGACUUUUACAGGCUGUUUUGGGCUUGCUAUUAACCGUCAGAAAAUCAGACAGAAAUAUGAAAUUGCAGGAAGCUGCGUAAUAGAUUGUCUUUUAUAUAGCUUAAUAAUUUAGAUUAUUAUAGAGGAGCUCCUGACAGUCAUUUAUGGCUUUUCACAUCUUUUACUUCGCACCACCUUCUUGCUUGUCAGUCCGCAACUCUAUCGUGUUGGAAAAAUCUCGAUUGGCUAAGGGAAGACCCUCUGCUUUGUUGGGCUAUCCCUUUUCAGCUUCCAUCAUCCAAGAUACAACCAGUAUGUGAGUCUGAGAUCGGUCAGCCGGGCAUUAUACUCUAUCAGGUCAAGUAAAGCUGGGCUGGACGCACUCAACACACGCUGCUUUUCUCUUCCACAAGGUCCCAGACUCCCAUCUGGUUGCAGAAUUAAGAUGGCAGGUUUAUUCUCAAUGCCAUUUUUAAUUACCUUUUAUAUAGCUUAGGCUGCAAUUGCUGUUUAUCUUUACAAGAAUUUAGAGAGGUUAGAAUGCAUAUAGCAAAGGUAUAA